AAAUAGAUGUGUUUUUAGUCAUAUAAAACAACUAUAUUAUUAUGUAACUCGAUCACUUUUAAAGAACUCCAUAAAUUGUCUUUGAUGAUGACGAAAAAAACAUAAAAAAUAUGAAACUUAACGUUACAAUUAAAAAACACAUGUAUUUCGUCUUUUUUCAUCGACUUCAAAACAUUGAUCAAGAUGAGUUAUGAUUGAUUUGUUUGUGUUCUCAUAAAUCUACUUAAAAAUAUUGAUUUUGAAUUAUUAGUAUUGACGAAGAAUGCAUUUGUAUGGAUGUAGACUUCAUUCGUACCUGACAUGUGUAGGAGUUUUAUUUUAACUAUAUGUUAUCUCAUUGCACCUGCCUAGUUUGCAAGUGUUUGAAUUAUUGUCAUGACAACUCAUAUUUGUUGUUCUCUUUCUUGAAAGAUGGCCUGCAAAAGGUACCUCUAGGCAAAGCUAUAGAAACUUUCAAAGUUCAAACGAUUUUAUUAGACGUUAGUGAAAUACCGUUCAGGGAUUUUCGCAUAUGAUCUUAAAAUCUUUCAUAGAUUGACAGGAUAUUGUUUUUGCAAUUUUGCUUUCAAUCGAAAUUGUUUUUUGUAUCAAGUGAUUUUUAUAACUUGAAAUCCUAUCUAUCAUUCCCCACCCGCCCCCAGCCCUCAGUGCAUUUGAAAUUGGUACAUUAAUUAAAAGAAUAGGAUAUUGUUUGCGUUGUGAAAUAUUUUCCGCUACUUAGCUAAUACUUUGAAAAAAUUGUUUGCGGGAUCUGAUUAAUAAGAUUGUACUAUUUUAAACUAUUGUGCGUCAUCGACAACAACGCGUGUUUCUUGUAUAAAUUUUUUAUUUAUGGGAUAUCUCAUCGUAUUAAUACAUCUACUGUGCUUUUGGCUGUUUAGAACAACGAGAAAAACGUUUCACAUCCCAAAAACGAAAAACUGAAAAAUUUCGACCAAGUUUUUCGUUAUAUGUGUAUCAUGAUUAACUUUAAAUAACGACUUUUUUUUUGAUACAGGCGUAAAUAUUUAAAGCCAUUAUUCAUUUUACAUAUGUACGUUCCUCUGCCAUGGUUCCGUACCGGUGUUAAAGCAUUCUCUUAAGCAUUCUCUAAGUAUUUUUUUAACUAUCUAUCUACACGAAUGGUUACAUUCUUUUAAAAAAAUUGAGUUGUACUAAAUUUUUCCAGAUGUAGAUAUCUUGCAGACGUCCAUUUGCUAUCGGUUUAUGAUUCAUAGCAGGUUUUUUCUCAAGCAGCGGACAUCGCCUUGACAACACAGUUCCAUCAGGCCGAGGUAUACUACUUUCUCAUCCCUGCGUCACAGAACUGGCUAAAACCGACGGUCACUUCAAGAAUGUCAAAACCGAUUGAGAUUUUUUCAAUGGCUGAAUUUCGUGGUUGGAGUUUUUAGAUAAAAAAAAAUGGGAUCCGGUAGCUCGAAGAAGCUUUCUCCGCCGUCAUCUGCGAACUGCGCUUUAAAGAACCAAAAGAAAAAUAAAACGUUUCUUUUAAAGACUUUGGAAGGGCACACUGGCGCUAUAAAUGCGAUCUGUAUGUCAAAUGACCAACAGAAGAUUAUAACCGUUUCAGAAGAUCAUACUGGAAGAGUCUGGGAUAUUAAAAUGGAGGAAUGUAUAGGCGUUCUGGAGGGACACACAAGUUACAUAACAAACUGUUGUGUAUCCGACGAUUAUAUUUUUACGGCAUCUGCCGACUGCAAUAUUCGGCAAUGGGACUUAAAAACCUACGAAUGUGUUCGAAUAUUCGAAGGACAUUCAUCGACAGUGAACAAGAUUAUUUACUCACAAGGCUUGCUGUUUUCAGGUUCUUACGAUCGAACAGCACGCUGUUGGGACGUCCAAACGGGAGACUUACUGCGUACAUUUGAGGGUCACAGGCGAAGUCUCUUCCCUAUAUUACUCGUAAGCAACUCCAAAAGACGGCAAACGCACAUCGAUAUAGACAGCAACGAUGGUCUCUUAAUAACCGGAUCGGCAGAUUUUACAGCAAAAUCAUGGGGUAUAAACUCGAACAAGUGUUUGGUUACGUUCAAAAAACAUACAGGAGCCGUUUUGUGUUUGGCUAUCGACUCCAACAACAAGACUUUGUUUACAGGGUCUACUGAUAUGAUUAUAUGCAUGUGGGAUCUUCUUUCUGGUCGACAUCUUCGAAGUUUGAAGGGACAUUAUGCUACAGUUCUCAAUUUACAGGUUCACAACAAACAGCUCUUUUCGUCAAGUUCAGACAAAACUGUACGUUCUUGGUUGGUAGAGUUUGGAGACUGCACAAGGACUUUUAAAGGGCACACUCACACAAUUGGAUGUUUGCUCGUUGAAGAGGGUAUAGUGAUCACUGGCUCAGGUGAUGGGACUGCCAGAGUUUAUAACACGAAAUCUGGUUCGUGUAAAAGAGUUUUCAAGGGACAUUUACAUGGAGUAAAUGCAAUCGUGUUGUGCAAAAGAAAAUUGUUCACGGGGUCCCAUGACAAUACGCUCAGAAUAUGGGAUGCAUCAAAGCUUAGAGAUGACGAAGACGACGAGGAUGAACUUAUUGAGGUCGUGACGUCAAACAGAAAUUCGUCACAGUUGACCAUUUCUUGAUCUCUGAUUUGCUGACUUUCCUUCAUGGCUUCAAAAUUCAUAUAUUACUUUCUUUUGAAAAAGAAAUUCUUUCCUAUGAUGGGGUAAAUCAUACACAAAAAUCGAACUGCAAGCAGAAGGCCUUGUUGAAGGACAUAUGAAGUCAACAUACUUUAGUAUCGUCAGCAAAGAACGUGCAUUGGUGAAGGACAUAUGAAGUCAACAUACUUUAGUAUUGUCAACAAAGAACGUACAUUGUUGAAGGACAUAUGAAGUCAACAUACUUUAGUAUCGUCAACAAAGAACGUACAUUGGUGAAGGACAUAUGAAGUCAACAUACUUUAGUAUCGUCAACAAAGAACGUACAUUGGUGAAGGACAUAUGAAGUCAACAUACUUUGGUAUCGUCAACAAAGAACGUACGUUGGCGAAGGACAUAUGAAGUCAACAUACUUUGGUAUCGUCAACAAAGAACGUACAUUGGUGAAGGACAUAUGAAGUCAACAUACUUUAGUAUCGUCAACAAAGAACGUACAUUGGUGAAGGACAUAUGAAGUCAACAUACUUUAGUAUCGUCAACAAAGAACGUACAUUGUUGAAGGACAUAUGAAGUCAACAUACUUUGGUAUCGUCAACAAAGAACGUACAUUGUUGAAGGACAUAUGAAGUCAACAUACUUUGGUAUCGUCAACAAAGAACGUACAUUGGUGAAGGACAUAUGAAGUCAACAUACUUUAGUAUCGUCAACAAAGAACGUACAUUGUUGAAGGACAUAUGAAGUCAACAUACUUUGGUAUCGUCAACAAAGAACGUACAUUGGUGAAGGACAUAUGAAGUCAACAUACUUUAGUAUCGUCAACAAAGAACGUACAUUGUUGAAGGACAUAUGAAGUCAACAUACUUUGGUAUCGUCAACAAAGAACGUACGCUCGAUUUUUUCUGAGAAAGAAUGAUUUAUUUCUAAUUUGUAGUAAGCACACUAGAAAACUUUUAGGAGUUUCUGUGUAUUUCCUGUGUACUGCAGUCAAUCUUGGAUUAGAAUUACCGUGGCUGCUUUAACAAUUUUCUAAAGGUUGUAUCUAAUUUAGUGUUCCAAAGCUGGGCUAAUUGACUCUUACAAGAAUCUUUCGAGGGCAUUACACAAAGUUGUUUUUCUAUCUUAAUGGGGUUUGUCGAGCAACACAAUUUAUGAUGUUGCAUCGUUUGUCUAUUUUGAGAAGAAACGUCAUCAAAAGUUACCGUUUAUUUUUUAACAACUGUGGAAAAUAGCCACUUUUUUAUAAACUUGCUGUUGCCACUCACAGAAUUUGCAUUGAACAGGCAUUGUAUAAUAACAUAAGACGUUUUUUCUUUUCUGUAUGCUGGUUUUGAACAGUAUAUUUGUUUACUGCAGGCUCUGUGAUGAUAAAAAAAAACGAGGCUAUAGGUUUUUGCAUGACAAUUUUCGGCUCUUCUUGGCUGCUAGUUUUCCUUUUAUUUCAGAAAUAUUAAACUGUUGCACUGCUUUA
Xenia sp. Carnegie-2017 is the source of this 4066-nucleotide messenger RNA. Its product is annotated as WD repeat-containing protein 86-like. Lineage: Eukaryota; Metazoa; Cnidaria; Anthozoa; Malacalcyonacea; Xeniidae. The transcript is spliced from 5 exons. Gene Ontology annotation, molecular function: protein binding. The coding region runs from base 1402 to 2580 and encodes 392 amino acids. The record is from RefSeq and is a predicted model, not a curated record.